AUGUUUCUUUCAACAUCAUUUGCGAUUCUGGUGGUAUUUUCGUUUAUCGUCUAUCGCUAUUUUAAAUAUUCUUCUUCCAUCAUUGAACGUGAUGCUACUAAACCACGACGACUUCCAACACAAUGGUUAAUAGGUAUCAUCUGGACUGCGGGUCUUGGAGCAUUUCAUGAGUCAAUCGCCAAACUGAAAGUAAAAUACGGUGACUUAUUUGCAAUUCAACUCGGACGUGGCCGUAUCACUGUUAUUUCCUGCACUGACUACGUUCGCCACAUUUUAGCCGAUCGAAAUACCUAUGAUAUAUCUGAAACAACUAAUCAGAAAGGUUCGUCAAAAGAUGGUGACACGCUUCGACAAGCAUUUAACGAUGUUAUCAAGUGUGCCAAUCGUUUUGCUCUGAUGGCCAGCAUUCCAUUGUGGAUUGCACGAUUGCGUUUAGCACUCGAUUCGAAAUUUCAACGUGCUUUGUGUAUUCUCCGUCAGUAUGUCAUGCAUAUAAUUCAUGCAGAACAAAAACGGCAAUGUGAACAACAACAACAACGCGUGGCCAAACCCAAAACUCUAAUUGCAUCGAUGGUGGCUGCGGCUGAAAAUGACCGAUUAGAAACGGAUUCAUCAAAAGCAUCGCUAAGUCCCACUGAACUCUUCGAUGAAGUAUCUUUGUCAAUGGUUGCCGGCUUCGAAACAACAUCUACAGCACUGUCGUGGUUCUUUUUUUUUAUGUCAAAGUAUCCAGAUGUACAAGCGAAGAUCAAAGAAGAACUCUAUCGUCAUGGCUUAACUUCCGAUGCUAUACUUACACUCGAAGACUUGGACGAGUUGGUCUACAUGGAAUGUGUCAUGAAAGAAAUACUAAGAUAUGCUCCGAUUACUGCUGGAAUCGUUCGUCAAGCAACACGGGAUGAUGUAAUCAAUGAUAUUAUCGUCAAAAAAGGUGAUAUUUUUUUAAUUGCAACACAGAAUAUGCACCGAGACCCACGUUAUUGGAAGAUUGAUCCUAUGAAAUUCCUUCCUGAACGGUUUCUUGACGAAGACAAACAUCCAACUCCAUACGCCUACAUGCCAUUCGGUGGUGGUCAUCGGGCAUGCAUCGGUCAGGAUUUGGCUUUGUUUGAAUUCAAAAUUGCUAUUACACGGCUUAUGCAACGUAUUACAAUUGAAGAUGCUGGCAAUGAGGCAAACAAUUCUGGUGGAUUUAUACAACGCAUCACUUGCUUUCCAAAACAUGUAGCUGUAAGAGUUUAUAUGGAUUCAGACGCGAAGUUGCCGGCGUAA
Molecule: messenger RNA, 1272 nt
Organism: Rotaria sordida
Lineage: Eukaryota; Metazoa; Rotifera; Eurotatoria; Philodinida; Philodinidae
Source: the annotation of a GenBank genome assembly